GUUUCGUGGAUUUGAAGGGUACAGAAUUUUGGUUAUUUAUUUGCGGCACAGGGGAUUCGAUCGCAGGUUCUGAGUCCCAAUGACGAAGCUGUAUGCGUCUUGUGCAGCUAUGGUGGUGGUGCAGAUUGGGUAUGGCGGAUCCAACAUUCUCAUGAAAAUCGCCAGCGAGAAGGAUCUUAAUCCUUUUGUCUUCGUCGUGUAUCGCCAUUUCAUCGCCUUCCUCCUCUUGGCUCCUUUCGCUUAUGUCAUCGACAGAAACAAACCCGCUUCUCUAACGAUUUCGACGGCGAUUAAGAUCUUUUUACUCGCAAUUUUAGGGUCAACCAUUCAUCUGAAUCUAUUCUACGUCGGAAUCGGCUAUACUUCGCCGACGGUGGCUUCGGCUUUCAGUAACGUCAUUCCGAGCUUGACUUUCGUCAUGGCUGUUCUAUUCAGAUUGGAGAAGGUGAAUAUUAGAACUGCAAGGGGUGCCGCUAAAGUGGCGGGGACGAUUCUGUGCAUUGGUGGUUCCCUUAUUUUCACGUUAUGGAAAGGACCAUAUGUAACCAAAGCCAUCUUCAAGGAGCCACUCAUAGACAUAUACAGGAAUCAUGACUCUGGGAAUAGCAGUGGCAAGGAUUGGAUUAAGGGCUCAGCUUUUAUUCUUAUAAGCGAUAUUGCUUGGAGUAUAUGGCUAAUUCUACAGGCAUUUGUCACCAGAAAAUACCCAGCUCAAUUGACCAUGACUGUGUUGAUUUGCUUGUUUGCAACUGCACAAUCUGGCUUCCUUGCCUUGAUCUUUGCUAGAGAUCCAGAAAAAUGGAAGCUGCAAUGGGAUGCACGGCUAUUAACCAUCGUAUACAGUGGCAUAGUGAUUUCGGGCGUGGGGUAUUUCCUACAAACCUGGUGCAUCAGCCGCAACGGGCCAGUUUUUACUUCAAUGUUUAGCCCCUUGAUGCUGAUAUUUGUGGCCAUAUUCUCAGCAUUUGUGUUCUCAGAGCGGCUUCAUGUGGGCAGCCUGGUAGGAGCUUUCUUUAUCGUACUGGGUCUGUACUUGGUUCUGUGGGGGAAGAAGGCAGAUCAUGUGGUGGCAGCUGAACCGCAGGAGAAAGAUAAGGUGUUUGUUGACACUGAAAUGCAGAAUACAUCUGUAAAUGAUAGCCAAGUAAAGGGUUGUGUAACAUAAACGAGAACAUGAAUCUUUUAUUUCAUAUACAAAUGCAAAAAGUAGAAAUUUAAUAACA
Molecule: messenger RNA, 1223 nt
Organism: Cucurbita maxima (winter squash)
Lineage: Eukaryota; Viridiplantae; Streptophyta; Magnoliopsida; Cucurbitales; Cucurbitaceae
Product: WAT1-related protein At1g43650-like
Exons: 6
Coding region: 80-1165 (361 amino acids)
Cellular component (GO): plasma membrane
Molecular function (GO): transmembrane transporter activity
Source: RefSeq, a predicted model, not a curated record